Molecule: messenger RNA, 960 nt
Organism: Candida dubliniensis CD36
Lineage: Eukaryota; Fungi; Ascomycota; Pichiomycetes; Serinales; Debaryomycetaceae
Exons: 1
Coding region: 1-960 (319 amino acids)
Source: RefSeq, a predicted model, not a curated record
AUGAAAUUCUUUCAAUCCAUUCCGGCUAUUAUUGCUGUGUUUUCGUUUGCAGCAACUGUAGUCAACGCAAAACUUGUGUACGAAUAUGAAACAAAAUAUGUCACGGUAGAAAUUGUCACAAUAGUAAGUGGAGGGAGUACUUAUACCACUGAACGACUCAAAACUGAUUCUAUUACUAAUGACUCCACGAAAACAACAACAACUGUGGUGAUUCCCAGUUCCAAACCAACGAGUCCAGAAUCACAACCACUGUCGGAUUCUCACCCAACGUUUCAAUCACCAUCACCAGUGCAAAUAAUAUCCAGCACCACGUCCAUCAACGUUAUCAAUAACGCGCCACUGUCAACUAAACCUGAAACGACAGCAAGUGCAAGUCCUGCGGUUAUUGUUCACACUUCAGUAUUUGUGGUCAAGCCAAAUCCAACCCCGACUACUUCAUCAUCAUCACCAGGUAUUGUUCGCGUAGUCAAGGCAGCAAUAACAUCACUGGCAUCUAAACCCCUGCCACAACCGCAAGAAAACAAUUCUGGAACUGGUGAUAAUAAUAAUCAAUUAUCAUUGUUUAGCAACCAAAUUCUUGAGGCUCAUAAUGCAAAACGAGCCAGACAUGGAGUGAAUCCAUUAACUUGGAGUAACGAUUUAUACAAUUAUGCCAACAAAGUAGCUAAUAAUUAUGAUUGUUCAGGAAACCUUCGUCACACCAAUGCACCAUACGGAGAGAAUUUAGCCUUGGGAUACUCAUCAGCUGCCAAUGCUGUCAAUGCUUGGUAUUCUGAAGGAUUUACUGGAGGGUUAAAUCAUUUUACACAAGUGGUUUGGAAGUCAACUACUCAAUUAGGAUGUGCUUACAAAGAUUGUCAAGCAAAAGGUUGGGGGUUAUACGUCAUUUGCAGUUAUCAAAAACCAGGUAAUAUCAUUGGACAAGAGCUUGCCAAUGUUUUACCAUUGAUUAAAUCGUGA